AUGUCUCUGAUGUAUGGGUUAUUAGUCGAGUGUGCAGUCAGAGGAUGGCCGAGAAUAGCGACCGUCGUCGACAGCGAUCCCAACUUUAUGAUCUAUCGCCGAUUCGGAUUCCUGAGAACGCGGCUGCUGUUGUGGCAUCAAGACAUCCUCCGAGAAAUGGAGUCCCGGCUCGAUUACCAGGACAUGCAGGACGCCAGGUCGGCGAAGACACGACGAUACCUGUCGAACCGGGACGGCGACGACAUGCGAACCCCAGCCGUGCGUCGAGUCUUGUUCCAGGAGCUCGACGCGCAACUGAAGGCUUACGACGAUCUUUUGGUGCGCUCCGCAACACUGUAUCAGUGGCAGAGACCUUGCGACGAAGACCGCGCGAGCAUCGUCAGUCUGAUCCACAAUGAUGGGAGCCUCGCAAACAGGGACCGCAGCUGGAUCAGGAAGAUCGACGACCUGAUCGUGCUCGGUGGAGAGCCAAACUCUUCCUGGGUCCAUGGCCUGGUCAGCCACCUCUUUACAUGGACCAGCAGGUCCUUGGUCCGAUGUUUGUUACGCAACAAAGUCCAGAACCGGAAGCUCGAGGGUUCGACCAUCCAUGUCCAACUGUUUGAGAGACAGCGAUUCAACCGGGUCGUCGGGUUCCUGUACACCAUCGCCAUUGCGGCCCUGAUCAUGGGCCCAGUCCUGGUCCUCUACAGGUUGAGACACCUCGACGGGUACGCGCAGAACUCGUUGGCGUUUGCCUUUACCAUCGCGUUCGCAUUGCUCUGCUCCACGGCGACGGCUGCAAAGCAGCACGAGAUCUUUGCGGUGACUGCGGCGUGA
This is a messenger RNA of Fonsecaea pedrosoi CBS 271.37, 819 nucleotides long. RefSeq lists its product as uncharacterized. The coding region runs from base 1 to 819 and encodes 272 amino acids. The transcript has 3 exons. The record is from RefSeq and is a predicted model, not a curated record. NCBI's taxonomy places the organism in Eukaryota, Fungi, Ascomycota, Eurotiomycetes, Chaetothyriales, Herpotrichiellaceae.